Messenger RNA from Paraglomus occultum, 846 nucleotides. Lineage: Eukaryota; Fungi; Glomeromycota; Glomeromycetes; Paraglomerales; Paraglomeraceae. The record is from the annotation of a GenBank genome assembly.
AUGGACGACUCGAUAGAUACAAGUGUGUUGAACGAAGGAAUUAUAUUUUCCUAUAAUGAUGAUGCAUCUGACGAUGACGAUUCUUAUUUAGCACCAUCCUUGAUGCCCGACCCGUGGGAGUUAUUUAAAGGCACGCAAGUAUCUGGUGACGCCGACUUUAGACCUUCUCCCCCGGUUGUUACGAGGAUGAACACAAUGGAUGCUGAUAGGAAUGCAAAGAAAGAACAAACGGCGAACGAUAAGCAGAUUAUGGACAUAAUAGAAAGAGAAAUAGCGGAAGAACUUGGGGAGGAUGAAGAAGAGAAAAGCUCAAAAAAUAUUGUCUGCGACCAGGAAAUAAUUGUAAAUCCAAAUAUAGAUCUACCAGAAGACGACGAGGUGGUAUUACCCAGAAACGAGUAUAGCGGUUCACCGUUAUACAGAGAUAUAAGAAACCAGAUAAGAACAGAUCCCAUUCGAUCGUGUGAAGAAACAGAGCUAAUCUUUGAAGAAAUGCUUUCAGAGGGUGUUGAGCCUUUGCCAAUAGAUCAACACUCGAAGAGCCCACAACACAACCCUUAUUAUUACAGUAUUGACAACUCUCCCAAUCAUGUUUCUCGUAUGAGUAAUGCUUUCGAGGAUAAUGAGUUGUCUGUCAUCUCCAAUCCACCAUCUCCUACGUCUCCUCGUGAUCCUGAACGCGAUGUUCCGGCAAUGAGUGAAGAGACAGAAGAAAGCUAUGAUGGAGCGAUGUAUAGAUUUGAGACGGAUCCGGAAUGGCAGGAUGAAGUAGGUUUGAUGUGUAGUGAAGGAGACGGGAGCAUGUAUGCGGACGAUGAGGGGAUGGAUCCCAUGGAGAAUCAGUAA